AGGUUGCUGGCGGUCAGCCCGGAAUCGAGCUCGCCCGCCGGUCGGAAGCUCAGAGUUUUGUCCCCGUGCCUGCGGGGAUGGUGUUCCCGAGUACUCACGUAGUGCUGGCCACUAGCACCUUCGCCCUGCCCACAUUCAGAGACCUUUGAAAUUUGAUCUCCUCGCUUUUGAAUAACUUUAAAUAGUGCUUCCCACUCGAGUCCCAUGGGUCUUCUGCCAGCUCUCGUUGCACGAAUGCUGCGCGUGGUGCGAUGGCACUAUAUAUUAUAUAUAUCUAUAUUUAUAGUCACUGUGCACCUGCAGCCCGUUAACGCUUGCCAAACCAUGCCUGUCAGGUGGAGAAGUCUCUGGAGAGGACACAGUAUAAUCAAGUAAUGAUGUUCAAACACGAGGAUCUUCUCUCGGCACUUGUACACGGCGCUGAUUUGAUAUGCACCCUGUGUCCCGGAGGUAUGCACAACUUGUCCAGAGUGGCUGCUUACUGUGAGGAUACGUCGAAGCUAAUGCAGGCCCGAUGCUGCCUGAAUCAGAAGGGCACCAUCUUGGGGCUAGAUCUUCAGAACUGUUCCUUGAAGGAUCCUGGUCCAAACUUUUUACAAGCUUAUACUGCUAUUAUCAUAGACCUUCAAGCAAAUCCUCUCAAGGAUGAUCUGGCCCACACCUUCCGUGGAUUUACUCAGCUGCAGACUCUGAUACUACCACAAGAUGUCCCCUGUCCUGGAGGUAGUAAUGCCUGGGACAAUGUUACUUCAUUCAAGGACAAGCAGAUUUGCCAAGGGCAGAGGGACCUUUGCAAUAGCACUGGAAGCCCAGACAUGUGUCCUGAGAAUGGAUCUUGUGCAUCUGACGGUCCUGGUCUUUUGCAGUGCGUUUGUGCUGAUGGUUUCCAUGGAUACAAGUGUAUGAGGCAGGGCUCAUUUUCACUGCUUAUGUUCUUUGGGAUUCUGGGAUCCACCACGCUAGCCAUCUCCAUUCUACUUUGGGGAAGCCAGCGCCGGAAAGCCAAGGCUUCAUGAACCCCUCAAGACUUCCAGCUCACCUGACUGAGCACCCUCGUCUAUCAAGUCCCGGCCGCGUCGCAGCCAAGAGGAUUUACUUCGUUGACAAUUACUGACCAAUGAACAGAACUGCUUAAGGCUGAAGCGGCCAUUGAUAGUGAAAGAAGGUGUCAAAUUGCACCACCUCGGGGGUCUUGUGGACUCUUGGUUCAGGAGUGGACUAGUACUAUUUAUAUUACUGACUACAAUAAACACCUUUUCCCCGUUGUU
This is a messenger RNA of Mus pahari (shrew mouse), 1268 nucleotides long. RefSeq names its product all-trans retinoic acid induced differentiation factor (gene Atraid). The coding region runs from base 375 to 1016 and encodes 213 amino acids. Gene Ontology annotation, cellular component: intracellular membrane-bounded organelle. The record is from RefSeq and is a predicted model, not a curated record. Lineage: Eukaryota; Metazoa; Chordata; Mammalia; Rodentia; Muridae. The transcript is spliced from 7 exons. Gene Ontology annotation, biological process: positive regulation of osteoblast differentiation.